Colletotrichum phormii is the source of this 1551-nucleotide messenger RNA. RefSeq names its product recombination protein rad52. Lineage: Eukaryota; Fungi; Ascomycota; Sordariomycetes; Glomerellales; Glomerellaceae. Gene Ontology annotation, cellular component: nucleus. Gene Ontology annotation, biological process: DNA recombinase assembly; double-strand break repair via homologous recombination; double-strand break repair via single-strand annealing. The transcript has 3 exons. Bases 1 to 1551 code for a protein of 516 amino acids. The record is from RefSeq and is a predicted model, not a curated record.
AUGCCCGCCCCGGGCGAUCAGCACAGCAUCGUGGUGAACCCUUUCGAGGAGCCACAGAAACGAAUGAGCGAGUACACGGCACAGGAAAUCGCGACUUUGCAAAGUCGUCUCGAGAAGCAGCUCGGCCCCGAAUACCUAUCCUCACGCGCCGGUCCCUCAGGCCAAAAGGUUCACUACAUCACCGCCGAGAAGUGCAUUGCUCUCGCCAAUGAGGUAUUUGGCUUCAAUGGCUGGUCCUCGUCCAUCCAGAAUAUCCAGGUCGACUUUGUCGACGAGCACCCGCAGACGAUGAGGAUCAGUCUUGGACUCUCUGUGAUUAUCAGGGUGACGCUCCGCGACGGCACGUUUCACGAGGAUAUUGGGUAUGGACACAUUGAGAACUGCAAGGGCAAGGCCGCAGCGUUUGAAAAGGCGAAAAAGGAGGGCACCACAGACGCGUUGAAGAGGGCGUUGAGGAACUUUGGCAAUGUGUUGGGCAACUGCAUCUACGACAAGGAUUACCUCGCCAGGGUGAUCAAGAUGAAGGUUGAGCCGAAAAGGUUCCACGAGGACGACUUGCACAGACAGCGUGACUUCGUCGUUAAGAAGGUGGAGGAGAAGGCACCACCAGCACCACCAGUGAAACUAGAGGUCACGGAAUCGCUUGAGGAUCUGAUGGGUGAAGACUUUGACGAUGUAGACUUCGCCAUUUCCGAAGGCGAACAUCCCGACGAAGUCGCUCUCCCGCCAACAACGAACGGUACCUCGAACAGUAGAGCUGCGAGCGUUGCCCCAGCGCCGGUACCUCAACACAUGCAAGCACCGUCUCGACAAAUGGGCAGGAGCACGUCAGCAGGAAACUUGGGAAACAAUGGAAAUCAGCGAACACCCCAGACACCGAAUCAAGCACAAUCACGACCGGGCCCUCCAACAGGCUACGGUAACAGACCUCAGCCACCUAAUCAACCCCGCGCACCCACGAACCCGUCAGGCCCAUCCGCUCCGUCCGCUCCCACAGCAAACGCCAAUAUGACAACGCCAGGGCAGGCCGGCAAUGCCGCCGCCGAACCAGUCGGCUUCUUCUCUGCACGUGCUGUACAGCAAAUCCCAGAAUCUGCUCUGCAGGGGAACAAUGCUGACGCCUCCAUGUUGCUGCCAGCCGGCCAACAAGUCUUCAAUCCAAAGGCAGAGAGCCCAUCCAUACGAAAGACCCCCGGCAUAGACCACUCGAGCUCCAAGCCGCUCGCUAGAUCUGGUCAACACGUCCCGCCCACCCCAUCGCAACAACCAUCUACCUCUGGCUUCACGCCGGUGAGACCGGGUAAUGCCGGCCCGGGAGGAGGGGCCGGUAUGCCUCACCCUCAGUUCAGCCAGAGUCGCCGCAUCGGAGCUCCUGGUGGCGCUGGUAGUCCUUUGGCCAACCGCAAUUCGUAUCGACCGCCGACUAUGAAGCGUCCUUUGCAGCAGGACGGCGCCGGACGACCGGCCCUCGCUGAUGUUUCGAAUAACGGGACGUCGGGCAACCCUCCUGGCACACCUGGAGCAGACCCAAAACGCCAGAAGAUGGCUUGA